This is a messenger RNA of Chelonia mydas (Green sea turtle), 5466 nucleotides long. RefSeq names its product histone deacetylase 8 (gene HDAC8). The coding region runs from base 83 to 1150 and encodes 355 amino acids. Gene Ontology annotation, molecular function: histone deacetylase activity. NCBI's taxonomy places the organism in Eukaryota, Metazoa, Chordata, Testudines, Cheloniidae. The record is from RefSeq and is a predicted model, not a curated record. The transcript is spliced from 10 exons.
CGUGCCCCGGGCCCGGCAGGCUGGCCCCUCGCGUGCCGUUGGUCCGGACAGGCCGGAGGGCGCGGAGCCGGCUUGGGGCCCGAUGGAGGCGGCUCUGCCGCUGCGCCCGGUCUAUGUCUGUAGCCCAGAGUACCUGGCGCUGUGCGACUCGCUCUGCAAAGUGCCUAAACGGGCCAGUAUGGUGCAUUCUUUGAUUAAAGCAUAUUCCUUACUUGACCACAUGAGGAUAGUCAAGCCCAAAGUGGCUUCCAUGGAGGAGAUGGCAAGCUUUCACACUGAUGCCUAUCUGCAGCACCUCCAGAAGGUUAGUGAGGAGGGGGAUGAUGACCACCCGGAAUCCGUGGAGUAUGGACUGGGUUAUGACUGUCCAACCACUGAAGGUAUCUUUGACUAUGCAGCAGCUGUAGGAGGGGCCAGCAUCACAGCAGCCCAGUGUCUGAUGGACGGCAAGUGCAAGGUAGCGAUUAACUGGCCUGGAGGGUGGCAUCAUGCAAAGAAAGAUGAAGCUUCUGGCUUUUGCUACCUAAAUGACGCCGUCCUGGGCAUCCUGCGGCUGCGUCAGAAAUUCGACCGUAUCCUCUAUAUUGACUUGGACUUGCAUCAUGGGGAUGGUGUGGAAGAUGCCUUUAGUUUCACCUCCAAAGUCAUGACUGUGUCUCUGCAUAAGUUUUCACCAGGAUUUUUCCCAGGAACAGGAGAUGUGUCUGACAUUGGCCUGGGGAAGGGGCGAUAUUACAGUGUCAACGUACCUAUCCAGGAUGGCAUUCAGGACGAGAAAUAUUACCAGAUCUGCGAGACUGUGUUGAAGGAGGUGUACAUGGCAUUCAACCCGGAAGCAGUAGUUCUGCAGCUGGGAGCGGAUACGAUAGCCGGGGACCCCAUGUGUUCAUUUAACAUGACUCCAGUGGGGAUUGGAAAGUGUCUGAAGUACAUUCUCCAGUGGCAGCUGGCUACUCUCAUCCUGGGAGGAGGAGGCUAUAACCUUGCCAACACAGCCCGCUGCUGGACAUACUUGACUGGGGUCAUCCUGGGGAGAACGCUACCCUCCGAGAUCCCAGAUCACGAGAUCCAGAUGGAGCCUAUUUCUUCAAACCAUUUUACCAAGACACACUGUGUGCACCCUCUCAGUACAGCUUCUUGGGGGCAGUGAGCCAGUCAACAGGAAUCUUUUAAAAUGUCUUUCAUUAGCCUACUUCAGGUCCUGAACAAAAACAUGAACUGAAAGUGGUAAUGUUGCAGACUUGAUUAACAAGAGAAGCGUGUUCAGUGACUGAAUUGUUUGCAUUACUGAUUGCAAGUAUCCAGGCAGAGAAGUGUGUGGAGAAGGAAAGCACAUGCAUCAGUGUGCUAGGCUAUUUGCUAAACCUAUAAGAUGGCUGGAUCCCUGCUUUAAGGAAUUUAAAAUGUAAAUUACAGAGGGCCUGGUAUAGGCAUGAAAUAUAUCAGAGGAAGGUGCAGUCUCAAAUGAGUUUUAAUGAGCUCUCAGCCAAGCAUCUUGUGGCCUAUGUGCUACAUCAUGUCCUUUCAGGGCUUAUUUAGCAAGACAAACCUUGAAAAGUAGAUCUUGCUGCACGGGACAGUGUGUUCAUUCUGCACCUGCAGUGACUGAAUUGUUUGCAUUACUGAUUGCAAGUAUCCAGGCAGCAGCAAGCCUGCAACGCAUUCAGUCCCAGGGCCACAAAGCAGCUUUAGUGGGGCGUAUUGAGCUCUGCAUGUGGGGGGAGAUGGGGGGUGGGGGAGGAUGUUGGCAUCUUAUUGAAAGGGACCGACAGCCAGUGACCACCACAGGGGGAGGUAAUAAUAUAGGGCACUUCUACGGCAGGAGGAGGUCCUGUGGCAGACAAAGUCGCUGUAGCCAGUUUGUAUAGGUCUUCAUUCUCUUAUUCAAUCUUUUGUGCUCUUUUCAUGACCAGGGAUCAAAGAAACACUGCUGUGGUCCUGCUAAGAUACCACAAACAGAACCUAGUCAUUUUACUGAGGCGCCCCCUCCCCUUCUCCCAGAGCCCCGGGGAGCAGCAACUCAGCACUGUCUGGGGAACAAAAGAGACUUUGUACCUGCUGAAUAAACUCCACUCCACUCCCCACUCUACCAGCUGCCACUGUGCUCCCAGAAGUGAGCAAACAGGAGGCCUGCCUUUCCAAGACCAUGCAAGGGGUUUGGGGCGGGGAAGAGAGAGAUUUGCAUUUAGGACGACAAAAAAAAAAAAAAAAAAGCCAUCACAAAGCCUGAUUGUAAGCAUAGUGUAGUCCUUUUGUUGUUUCUCCUGUGUGUGUUGGGGCUUGUUCUAGUGUCUCCUUGCUGCUUGGUGCCUUCUACCUAUGAGGCUGGCUAGCCCCUGGGAUUGCAUUUUAAAAAAUGAAACUAUUCAAUGAGGAUGAGGCAAACGGGGAGCCCUCUUCUGAAGUCAACUUUUCUGCCCCACCACUGGGCGAACUUUCAUUCUAACCCUGCACAACAUGUCUGGGACUUUCCUUCUACUGAGCUACAAAUGGAGUUUCCUUUAUAUCUCAGCUCACUGCAAGGGGGGUUGAUCUCUUACUUCCUGUCCUAUACCUGUGCAACCUUAAUUCAGGCCCCUUGUGCAUACACAUUAUGAUGCAGUCUUUAGUUAUUAUUAUUUAGUAUUUUCCACUGAAUGCAUCCGAUGAAGUGAGCUGUAGCUCAUGAAAGCUUAUGCUCAAAUAAAUUUGUUAGUCUCUAAGGUGCCACAAACGCUCCUUUUCUUUUUUCUUUAGUUACAUGAUUACAUACUGUUUUUUCCACAGGGCCCCUACCUUAUGGGCUUUUUCUGUGAGCCAUAGAGAGAGUAAAUUGUGGGUGGCUGAUAUGAGAUUCCUAGGACUUAAUUUUACAGACUACUUAGCAUUACAUAGCACUUUAUAUUUUCAAAGCACAGCUUCUAUUGAUUUCAGCUGCAAGUGCUCAGCACUUCUGUAAAUCAGAUCCCUUUCUCUUCCCAAAGUUCUCUCCCUCAUUCAUGACACACCUUCCAACUUCUGCAACAAGCAAGGCAGGGGUCCUACAGACAGCAGCCUUCUUCAGGUCACAGCCCAAGUGUCGACCCAGAGCACUGUCCAUCCUGGGUGCUGAAUGAGGCGGGGGGCCUGUGGAAAAAUAGUAUCCAUAAAACAAAUCCAGAGAAGUGAGGUCUAAAUUGAUGUGAGUGUUUGCACCACUUUAAUUGAAUCACUUUAAACCAGUGUGACUUCUGCAUGUCCACCAUCCCUAAGAACUGUGCUGCUCAACAGACCUCUUCCAUACAGCCAGCAUUUGAAGAGGGCAGUAGUUAGCCCUAUGACUAAUUGGAAUAUAGUGGCAUUGGGCCCACCCUGCUAAACCUAGGAGUCCACAUGUAGCAUUUAGGUCACUCUCUACAUGGAAAAAUGUUUUUAUUAGGAGUGACAGAGCAAGACUGAAGGUUGCCAGCAGGUAAAAUUGAGCUGGUAACAAUCACUAAUGGCUUCUCUAAAAACCAGGUUCACUGAAAUUAGAGAUUUGGGGAGACGGAGGGAAGCAUACUGGGGUAGGUCUUAUCUAGCCCUCCCCGCAAAAGCGAACUCUGGCCACUGCACGAAUGAGCCCGUCAGUUGACUCUCUAGGGCUUUAUUCAAUUUUAGAUGAUGGAAGCAAUGAGGUUUCCACCACUUCCCUUAGGAAAAUAUUCCUCCUUUGAAAAGAUUUCCGUAACGGGAAAUGCUCAGAUAUGCUGCUUGAUUCCCUUUGUUUAAUUUCAUCCUACUAUCCCAUUCCCCUUUGGACCAAACUGUCCUUUGUGUUUACACCCUUCACAUCUCCACCAUCUCUUUGUUGUUCAGUGCGCACUCCGUUCUAACCUUUCCUCCACCAGUAAAUCUUUCUUUCUUUCAAAUCAACAUUGUGAUUUAAUAGUUAUACUUUUUUGUGGACAAAUAAAAUGUGACGUGUGCAUCUGCUCCUGAUGAACCUGGGAAUGACUCCUCCCUCCUGUCAACUUGCAGUUUAAUCUACAGGACACUGGGCAAUGGGUACACUGGAAUUUCCAUUAGGAGGAAGCUCAUCAGUGUUCUGAACUCCUGCUACUGCACAGAAAAGCUGAUGAUGAUGUCAGAAUAGUGGGAGUGAUAUUUUCCUAGCUAACCAGAGAGCUGUCCUUGGCCAUUUCUGACCACUCCGUCCCUGCCUGGCUGAGUCUGUCUGGCAAAAAGAUUUUGUACUAGGGCUGCAGCAGCAAUAAAAUGCCCACUUUAUUGACACAGCUUUUAACAUAUACAGGUUAAUGGUAACGUAAGUCCUGGUUUCCAGAGCAACACCACUUCUAAACCUCAGGAGCUUUGCUACUGAACCCUAAGAGAUGGGCAGUUGUUUCCAAGGAUGGAAAGCUCUGUAAAUACAGCUACAGAACCCCCUGCAAGGUUCUUAGCAACUUUUGACAACUAAUUAAAGACUGUUAUCUUUAGAAGCUGCAAGGCCAUUCCCGGUGGGAUGGCAAGAGAGCAGAGAUAAUCUGCCUGUCCUGUGCAAUCUACAUUUGGACUUACAGGCUUCCUUCACCUAUUGUACAUCCCGUUCAUCACAAGAGAUCAAAAGACGCAACUCAGCCCCAGCAGCCUGUGGGUGUGUCUUCACUGCAUCGUGAACUCAAGCCCUUACUCUGGUGUUGACACUAUCCCAGCUCCUGUCCACACCCACAAACCUCUGACCUGAGGGGUGCUAGUGCUUUAUACCCAGACUAGCUGGCCGAGCUGAGGAUAUGGGCUAGAGCCUGGGUGCAGCUUUCACUCAGGCUGGUAACCUGCCCACUUUGCAGUGAGGCUGCAGGCUAAGUCGCAUGGAUGCUGCUAGUCCUUCAGUGCUGCCUCACAGUUCCCUCUGUGCCAGAAGGACAGACAUGUUCUUCCACAAUUUGCUGGGAGAUAAUCAUAGAGCAGCUCAGCUCACUGCAGCAAAAAGACCCAUGGGAUAUGCCCCCAGCAGUCCUAGUGCCACGCAGAGGAGUGCAACGCCAACAUGGACUCAGUGGAAUGGGCACACUCAGGCAGGGCUUUGCAAUGUCUCUGCUCUCACUGAGCUAGGUUAGCCCAAGUGCUUAGAGCUGAGUGCCCGUCACCAGCAUUAACGCUGCAGUGAAGCUAUAUCCUAGGGCGAAGCAAUUCAAGUGUUGUUUGGGGUUUCUCCCCCCAGUCUGCUCUGUAGGUGCCCCUGAAUGGAGAGGAGAGAUAGAGAGCUGGAGCCAGAGGACUCCUUACUGAUGUAAGCUAGGGACUUGUUUACACAGGGCGUGCUACCUGUUUUAACUGUAGAGAAAUUUCUUGUACAGACAAACCCUAAAUCAGUACAAGCAAGUUGCAAACCAGUUGAGGUGUGUCCACAUAUGGGUUUGCACCAGAUUAACUCAAAUCAGUUUUUAAGAACAAGAACAUAAGAAUGGCCAUAGUGGGUGAGACCAAUGGUCUGUCUAGCUCAGUAUCCUGUCUUCCGACAGUGGC